Coregonus sp. 'balchen' is the source of this 9870-nucleotide messenger RNA. The record is from the annotation of a GenBank genome assembly. Lineage: Eukaryota; Metazoa; Chordata; Actinopteri; Salmoniformes; Salmonidae.
UCUGCGGGUCAGACUAAGAGAGACGGCAACAGAAGAGAGACAGGGUUGGCGGGACUUUACUCGCUCCUGGAUGGUGGACCCAUACAGCUUGGUGAGGACAGAUCUUACCACAGCGCUGAAGACAUCUACAGGUACAGUAGAGUUCAUCUGAUGUAUCCAAUCUUAGCCAUGUUACAAAGUAACUAUUAUUAAUAGCAUGUGAAUCACAUUUGAAUAGGUUUUCAGUAAGUUCUGGUCUAUAUUUCCAGAUUUCAAAAUGACACAUCCUAAAAGUUUUUUUUUCCCAAUCGUCCGUUGGAAAAGAAGAAGUGUAUGACAGUGAGUGAGUGACAGCAGAGCUCCAACCUAAUGAUUCCUCAUUUCUCUCCUUGACCACAGACACAAUAACAACACUCCUAGACAUACAGACAUAAAGCCAGACACAGAGCUGGAGAAGAUCCAGGAUGGUGUUGUACCUGGCCUUUCUGCUGGGGAUCCUGCCCACUGCAGCUCAAGGUAAGACUCAACACCUGUUUUCAACUGUACUGGAUCAUAUUGGGAUUCAGGUUCAGGAGGUGUUCAUGUGUUGGUUUGGUUGUGUUGUUUAAAGUUUUUUUUUAAGGAGUGGAGCAGUCCCAACAAUAAGAAUGCUCACUGUUAUUGGCUGGAGAAAUGUAACCACUCUCAAAGUCAUAGACAGAGCUAUGGAUGCAAGGACUGACCAUCCAUGAUGUCAAUAUUAUCAUUUUAACCAUUCACGUUGUUUACAAAUAUUAGAGUAAAACAAGCUCAUAUUUUGAGUUCUACCACAUGAAAAAAUAUUAUAGUAUACUAUGGUACAUGUAUGAAUACUGUAGUAUUCACUGUGGUGUUUUUGCGGACUUUAUUGUAGUAUUCAAUGUAGUGUUUUUGCGGACUAAAGUCAAUACUGUAGUAUUUAAUAUUUACAGUUAACUAUAGUAUAAAUACUGUAGUAAAAUACAACUGUAGUAUAUAAUAUAGUAAUUCAUCUAGUGUUUUGCAGAUUGUAGUACAGUAUACUGUAGUAUUUACUGUAGUGUUUUUGCAGAAUUUAGUAUACUGUAGUAUUUACUGUAGUGUUAUUUGCAACAUUACUGUAGUAUUUACUACAGUGUUUUUUUGGGGGGAUAAUACUGUAGUAUUUACUAUAUUAUUCUACAGUAUACAGCAUUCUAUAGUAAGUCCUACACAUGAUCAAGGUAUAAUACAGUGUGUAGUAUAGUAUUCUACAGUAUAAUACAGUUUACUACAUAAUUCUAUAGUAAGUACUGUAGUAUUAUAUAGUAAACGUUAGUAUUCUUUUCAUGUGGGCAGUUGGGUACGACAGUUGAACUAAGCUCAUGAGGCAUUACUAAGUUAUAUUGUUCAAGAAUCAAUGGGUGCAUAUCAUUCAUUUAUUACUGUAGCAACUGCAGAUUGCCCCUUUACAUGUCACAUCACAUUGCUCAGACAACAUAUCAAAGAAGCAUGUGUUGUUGUCCUAAUUCUUGCUAAAUAUUUCUGUCCUGCUUUUCACUGAGUUCUUGAAUAUGGACAAUCAUAUGUAGGAGAGUACUGUCCUGUACAUGUGGCUGAGGUCUUGAAUAUGGACAAUCAUAUGUAGGACAGUACUGUCCUGUACAUGAGGCUGAGGACUUGCUCCAUUGUACCACAGCCAUGUGUAUUUGAUAAGUAGCUAGUAUACUUGGAGUCCAUAGGAAGGUGGUGUGUAAUGUUAUCAGGAAAUCUGGACCCAGAAUGCAGAAUAGCACAAAACCAAGAACAGUCCCCUCCCUCUGACCCUCUGGGGUUGAGCUGUGGACUGUGUUAAAUAAGAAUAUCUGCUGAACUACAAAUCUCAGUUCUGCUUUGAGAUAAAACAAGAAACAAACAUACUUUACAUGUAAGAACGAAUGGAUGGAACACUUAGGCUACUCUAGUGUUGAGAUGUUGUCUUCUGAUCCAUGGUUUCCAAAUACAGCAGAGUGGAUGCUGAAUUAAACUGCACCAUGAGAGAGCCCAAAUGAACUAACGACCAAAUAAGGUGUUAAAUGUUUAAAUGAAGAAAAUAAAUAGAAAUGUCCUUUAAAGCCAUGUUCUACUGGAGAUUUUUGUUGGUUAUUGAAACCCCCUUGACCCCAAUGAGUUGUUGGAGUGUCUCAAAGAAGGCAUUGUUUGUCUGUGUAUCACCAGGCAGCAGUUAGCUUUGUCACACCCCAAGGGAGAACUUCUCCAUGGUCUUUACACCCCAUACAGCUCCCUCUAUCUCCCUCUAUCUCCCUCUAUCUCCCUCUAUCUCCCUCUAUCUCCCUCUAUCUCCCUCUAUCUCCCUCUGUCCCUUCUAUCCCUUCUGUCCCUUCUGUUUUUGGAAGAGAAAACCUGUGUUUGAGGGUGUAAAAGGGCAAGGCAAUAAGAGGGUAUGGGUAGUCUAUAGGAGACUUUGCAUGGUGGGGUCAUUAAUAGUUAAUAUGUCUGCUUUCAUUGUGACAUAGAUACUGAGCUGAAAAGCAGAAGUGAGAGAGGGAAUGAUAUCUCUCCUUUAGGGCCAGCGCUGCAAUGUGUUUCUUGAAUUUGCGGUGUCCAAGUUAACUCUUGAACACAGAGUGACCAACACAACUUUCAGUUCUCCUCAGUCUUCUUGGAAAGGUCAAAACAGAAAGAAAUAGUGAUCUGAGAUGAGUUAAUGAACACCAAUUGAUACAACCAUGUUUUGAGUUUCCUGGUCGGUUCACAUGGUCAAUAAGUAGCCAUCCUAAUCAUGAAAGUAUAUGUCCAUGUACUGCUAUAAUAACAAUACAAACAGCCCUAUAUAGUGAUGUAGCUGUAACAUCUCAUGUCCUUGUUUACCUCAGCACAAUGGCGGCAUCCUGUAAUCAAGCUCAACUCCCAACUUGUGGUUGGGCCUGAGGUAGUACUGAACCCUGGCACCCCAUUAGUCCUGAGGUGUGAGGGGGAUGGGCCAGUCAACUGGCUGACCCGGUUGGCCAAACACAAGCGCUUCAUCUCCAAGGGCAACGGGAGAGUCAGAACCUUCAGGGUGGACCGUCCCUCUGCAGAACACACUGGGACCUAUAAGUGUGAAUAUACCAGUGUGAACGUCAAGGGCCAGGACUUGUUCUCUACGGUGCACGUGUAUGUGAAAGGUAAGCUCAGAAGGGUACUGAGUUGUUGUUUAUUUACCAUACUUGUAGAGAGAGUGUGUUGACCAGCAUCCCUCAUUCUCCAUCAGACCCAGCCAGCCUGUUUUGGACCAGCAGCACGUCCCUGCGUGUGGUGAGGAAGGAGGGGGAGGACCACCUGCUCCCCUGCUUGCUAACAGACCCAGGGGCCACAGACCUGGGGCUCCGCAUGGACAACUGUACCUCUGUACCCCCAGGCAUGAACUACACAGCAGACCCCCGCAGAGGCAUCCUUAUCCGUAACCUCCAACCCAGCUUCAACGCGGACUACGUCUGCAGCGCCAAGCUCCACGGGGUGGAGAGGACCUCCAAGGCAUUCUCCAUCAACGUCAUUCAAAGUGAGUAAAUUAAGUGUUGUGGAGGGAUACUUUAGAUAAUGUGACCAGACCUAAGUCAAAGCAUACUGUACAAGCUUGAUCAGGCCCAUGGUCCGUACUGUACCAUACUUUGCAAUGUGUACAAAUUAGAUAUUUUCAAAAUUGAGUUGAAUUGAAAAAGAAGCUUGUGCAUGUUACUUUAUUAUACAUGCCGUGUAUCUGGUUCCCUCUGUUUUCCAGGGCUGCGUUUCCCACCUUACGUAUUCCUGGAGAAGGAUGAGUAUGUUCGAAUCGUGGGAGAGAAGCUGAGAAUCCACUGCACCACACACAACCCCAACUUCAACUAUAACGUCACCUGGAAUUACAGCUCCAAGAAGGCAAGCACUGUCAAAGUGUCUGAAACGACCUAUUUGUUCCACUGUCAGAGUUUCUGAAACAACCUAUUGGUUCCACUGUCAGAGUUUCUGAAACAACCUAUUUGUUCCACUUUCAGAGUUUCUGAAACAACCUAUUUGUUCCACUUUCAGAGUUUCUGAAACAACCUAUUUGUUCCACUUUCAGAGUUUCUGAAACAACCUAUUUGUUCCACUUUCAGAGUUUCUGAAACAAGCUAUUUGUUCCACUUUCAGAGUUUCUGAAACAACCUAUUUGCUCCACUUUCAGAGUUUCUGAAACAAGCUAUUUGUUCCACUUUCAGAGUUUCUGAAACAACCUAUUUGUUCCAUUUUCAGAGUUUCUGAAACAAGCUAUUUGUUCCACUUUCAGAGUUUCUGAAACAAGCUAUUUGUUCCACUGUGUCACAAGCUGUAGCUCUAUCCCAUAGUUGGCCAAAACAAAGUGCAUGAUAAUAGGUCUUGAGGAUAACAUUUGUUUUCCUGUCUCUUCUUACUUCUUACAGAGAUCCACCAUAGAGGAGAAUGUCCAGUCUAAGGACAGCCGUCUGGACAUUGAGAGCAUCCUGACCAUCCCUGCAGUAGACCAGUCAGACACAGGGAACAUUACCUGCAUUGGAACCAACGAGGCUGGAGUCAACAGCUCUGCCACCUACCUGCUGGUCGUAGGUUAGUUACUGGAUAACUGGGUCAUUCCAUCAAUUUUCCACAAAUUUUAUGAAGUUGGCUUUAGCUAGCCCAGAUAAGUUCCCAAUUUCCCAACCUGCUGCAUGUUCAAACGGCAUUGAUCACUUGCACCAUGUACUUUUAAUGUAAUCUCAACUGCAAUCCAUGUCAUUUGGUUCUGCUAUUAAAUGGAGUACAGUGAUAACACAUUAAUCUGUCCUAUAAAUAAACAAAAUGUCUGACAUUGUAUUCACAUUUUAACGUUGAUGUGAUUUUAAAUGGUUGAAAGCGUAGUGAUAGACAUUUGGGUGACAACUAAACCAAAAAUCAGGCAUUGUUUUUCAAUUGGAAUUUGGUUGUGGUUUUAGAUGGUUGAAAGCAUAGUGAUAACACAUUGGAAAUUCAACUAACUUUUGGCUGUCUUUUUGAGUGGGUGAAUAUAGGUUGUAAUCUCAUUGAUCAAAGUCUCAACCAAAUAUUACCAAACUAUCCACAUUGAUAUGACGUGAUGUGCCCAGUGGGUAGGCAUUUCGCUGUCAUAGCCAGUGGUAGUUGUGAAAUAGACACCUGCUGGAAUGUGGUUUUAACCAAUCAGCAUCCAGGAUUAGACAAACCCGUUGUAUAAUAGAACACAUUCCAGUCACAGAACAGGACCGCAUUCAUUAGGGCAAACUGCAGCAAAUCUUUUUGCAAGGGAAAGUAUUUGUUUUCUUUCAUUUGGUGCCUCAGGAAUACAACCCUUGAUAACCUUGAAUAUAACCCUUCCCAUGUUUCUCCGUGUCCCUGUCCAGAGGAGCCCUACAUCCGUCUGUCCCCCCAGCUGUCCUCCAAGCUAGCCCACCAGGGCCUGUCCAUCGAAGUGAACGAGGGGGAGGACCUGAAGCUCAGUGUCCUGAUCGAGGCAUACCCUCAGAUCAUAGCCCAGAGCUGGGACACCCCCACGGCGUCGCCCACACAGGAACACAUCUUCACACGCUACAACAACAGGUGAGCGCAACAAGGGGAUGGGAACUGACUGAAUGAGGCGGUCUGGCUGUAUUGGGAAGAUGUUUGGGGCUUUGGGACAAAAGCACAGCAACAGAAAACGGGUGUGAGACAGUGUCAAUGUGAAAUGUUCACUGAUCAGAAGCUGACUUGUUCAUAGUAAAAUGUAGAAUGGGGAAGCAUCAGUUUAUUAGUUCAUCUGAUACAAACUCAUAUGUCACCCACCAGUCCAGAGAGUUCUAUAUUAUGAAACCAGAGUUAAGGGAAGGAAGGAGCUACUGUAAUGUUUUACCUCUGUGAUGAGGCAUAGUAGCAACAGUCUGAGGAGAAUCAUGAUGUAGUAUUCAACACACCACACCAUCUGCACUCAUUCCUCUUUUGUUAAAGAGCUCCAGUAAUCUCGUUCACCAGCAGGCUCAUUCUCUUUCUAUAUGCGGUAACAAUUGAGCCUGCUGGUUAGACUCCGGUGGUUAGAUCUCCAGUGGUCAGAUCUCCAGUGGUCAGAUAUCCAGUGGUUAGAUCUCCAGUGGUCAGAUCUCCAGCAGUUAGAUCUCCAGUGGUCAGCUCUCCAGUGGUCAGAUCUCCAGUGGUUAGAUCUCCAGUGGUGCUACAUCAGAUCCUGUCUGGUUUCCCUCAGGUAUUCCGCUACCCUGCUGCUAAAGAGAAUGAUUGCACAGGAGCAGGGCCAGUACACCUUCUAUGCCAGGAGUGCCAUGGCCAACGCAUCCAUCACAUUCCAAGUCCAAAUGUAUCGUAAGUAUGAGUAGUCUGAAUAUCUUAACACAGAGACAUACUGGUACAUAUGCACAGUGUCAGUUCAUACAUCCACUCUCUGUGGAAUAAGAGUUUUUAUCACAGCAUCUAUUGACUAUCUUUAUCUGUAUUUAAAACAUGGUUUAUUUGACCAUGCUCUCUCGUGAUUGGCAGAGAGGCCGGUUGCCGUGGUGAGAUGGGAGAACAUCACCAGCCUCACGUGCACGUCGUUCGGUUAUCCUGCUCCCAUCAUCCUCUGGUACCAGUGCUCUGGAAUCCGAGCCACGUAAGUGUUUGCAUGAGGGAUACUAGAGGGCAGUGGUAUGAUAUUGUUGUGGUAAAAGAGAGACUUAAUAAACACAGAUAUACCUGUCAUUGAUGAUAGGAGAGACUAAAGAAGUAUAAUGGAUCAUUCCACCAAUUCGAUGCCUUUUGAGAAGUGUAACUUGGUAAAAAAAAAAAAUCUGUCAUAAAGAGCACAUGUUUUCCCAUCUCAAGAGGUUAAAUUACAAAAAUGACUUUAGUAAGUGCCUAUUAAGUGCCAAAUAAAGUAAUGGUUGACCGUAACAGGGUUGAGCGUAACAGGGUUGACCAUAACAAGCGGCAAUUGAAUGCAAACUUCACAACAACAACAAAAGUAUUCUUAAACAUUUCUAGCCUAUCUAUCUAUGGGUAACAAGGUUGAUGUGUUAUGCUGGACCCGCUCAGUUUUCCACCACAAAACACCAGAAAAUCGGCAGAAAGUGUAGAACUAGCUCACCUGCUUUUACACUAUGAUUUGACUAUUGUUCAAUGUUUCUUUUGAAAAAAACAAUUAAAAAAGGAAUAGUUUCACCAUGUUAAAAUUAGAGUUUAAUUCACUUGUCAGGGUUGACAUUAAAAUGAGGGACAGAUGUAAAAGAUGACUAAUCACACAAAAUAAAUAAUAAUCUUCAGAAAUGACUUAAUCAAACCAACAAAAUAGCUUGGAGAAAUGUUGGGAUUAAGUGGGUUAAAAUCUUCCUAGAAGUCACAGAGGGUGCACGGAGGGACAGGUCAAAAUGCUGAAUUUUAGCACUUUAGCAAGUCUUUAUUCAUAUUAAAAAUCAGAUAUAUUGAAUUCUCCAUGUGGUCUAUAUUAAACGGCACUUAAAUAUUGGUGCACAAUUUCUACUUAAAAUAUCAAAAGGCACUCUUUUCGCAGAACAACAUUACUAUGUUUUGUUUUUAAUACUGACGUAUUGGAUAUCAUAACUAAAUGGGGAACUCAACCUAUCUCUAUCCAUUCCUAUGAGAACAGGUGCAAUGAGAACAACACAGGUCUCCAGAUGCCUGCUCCUCUCCUGGCCCAGACGGUGGAGGUCCAGAGGGAGGAGUACGGGCCGGUCGAAGUCGAGAGCGUCCUGAACGUGGGACCGUCCAACCGUAGAAUGACCGUGGAGUGUGUCGCCUUCAACCUGGCCGGAGUCGGCAAAGACACCGUCGCCGUGGAAGUUCCCGGUAAGUGUCAAAGCACGGUCAUCCAUGGCUAUCCUCAUGGUUACUGUUUUAUCCUUAGUUCACACUCCUUGUUCCUGUGUCAUCGUAGUCAAGUACAUGAACUGUCCGUUCAUUUGUUGAUUCAGAUUGACAUAAUCUGUUACUUUAGCUACAGCUAUUCUUCCUCAGUUCUACAUAAACCCAUUACAAAACCAUCAUACAUAGAACAUUCUGAGUGUCAUCUACACGUUCCCUCCUGACUCUCUGUCUAUUCUCUGAUUGGAUAGAUAAUGUGUUGACCUCCAUCCUAUCGGGAGCAGCUGGUGUUCUGGCCUUGCUCAUCCUGCUACUCAUCAUCCUGCUCUACAAGUACAAGCAGGUAGUACACACAACAGCCUCUGCCAUACAGAAAAUACACUGAGAGACCAGUAUGCAAUCUCAUCUAAAAUAAACCUUGGCAACAAACUGAUAUAUUAAUGAAUAGAGUAUUCACAAAUAUCUCUAGUUUCAAAUCGUUUCCUUUUAGUCAAAGAAACAAUGGAAAUCUCUUAGUUAUUCAAAUGGUUGACGAACAUUUCCUUCCCUUUGCAGAAACCGAGAUAUGAGAUCCGGUGGAAGAUCAUCCACGCCAGUGAUGGAAACAACUACACAUUUAUCGACCCAAGUCAGCUGCCGUACAAUGAGAAGUGGGAGUUUCCCAGGGACAAGCUCAAGUUAGGUUUGUGACCUUUUCUUAAAUAGGGUACUGCAGUGGUUUGGUUCUUUGGAGUUAGAUCUUCCACUCUUGGGUAAUACUUUGUAUCUUGAUUUGAAAAGGCAGCGCUUACUGGAUGGUGAAUGCAUGGAAUCUCAACUAAAUUUACAACUAUAAAGUGUAUUUAUUUACGAAAAUAAAGUAUAUUGACUUACAGUUACAUUUGUAAGUGAUGUGUUGGCUGUGUGACCUGCAGGGAAGAUCCUAGGAGCCGGGGCCUUUGGGAAGGUGGUGGAGGCCACAGCUUAUGGUCUGGGGGAGGACGACAACGUGAUACGAGUGGCUGUCAAGAUGCUCAAAGGUCAGAAUCCUUGAAAAGAGAAAGCUUUUUAAUCCAAGGGUAGAAUUGAUUAAAGUCUGCUAAAAUGGCUGUGAUCAGAGUGGUACAGGGUAAUCUCUCUCUCUCUGCAGCCAGGGCCCACUCAGAUGAGAGAGAGGCACUGAUGUCAGAACUGAAGAUCCUGAGUCACCUGGGACAGCACAAGAACAUUGUCAACCUGCUGGGAGCCUGCACUCAGGCAGGUGAGAACGGAGCACUCUCUAUAAAAAACAUGGAAAACACAUAUGUAUUUGAAUCAAAUUUGGCCCAAAAAAUUUCAAUUCAACCAUACAGUACAUUUGGAAGUUUAAAAGCUCUCAAUCAAAAAUGUAAAAAUUAAUGUGUCUUCUCUCAGGACCCGUACUGGUGAUCACCGAGUACUGUAGUCAUGGAGACCUUCUGAACUUCCUGCGACACAAGAAGGAGACCUUCCUGAACUUUGUCAUGAACAUGCCAGCGGUACCAGAGGAGACCAGCGACUACAAGAACGUCUGUGAGGAGAAACAGUUCAUCAGAAGGUAUGGAUCAUGUUGUCAUGCACCAAGCUCAUGAAAAAGCAGGUGGACUCUCGCUCACCUUUAUUCAACAUUCACAGCAGCAGCCUGGUGAAGUAACCACUUUGUCUGAUUAGCCUCCUCCCGAACCUCCCCGUCUGAUCCCUUCCUCCCCUCCCUCCACCAGUGACAGUGGGAUCUCCAGUGUGUCUUCUGACAGCUACCUGGAGAUGAGGCCUGGUCCCCAGCCUGUCAACUCCUCUCUGGGUAAACAAUCUGUGAUAAUCCCUUCUCAUUUAUCAAGCACCAGUCACUGCACAAGUUCUCUAUUCUAUUGUUCUUUGUCUCAGUUGGACAUUUGGGUGGACAUCGAUAUAUCAUAUUUUAUUUUAUUCUAUUCUAUUCUAUCAGACUCUUUGUGUGAGGAGAGUGGGCCAGACUCGUGGCCAUUGGACAUGGAUGACCUGCUGAGGUUCUCCUAUCAAGUGGCUCAAGGCCUGGACUUCCUGGCAGCCAAGAAUGUGAGUCACAUCAACACAAAGUUUCAAAAAAAAGCUUGCGAAUCAAGGCUUGUA